AUGCACAUCACAUAUCCAGAUUCAGUCGGGUUGUCCUCGGCAUAUCCCUACGAACCCUCCCUUAGUUCGUCCGCGUCUUCCUCCUCAUCAUCCGUCUUUUCUGUCGGUGCAGCAUCGUCGCAAUGUUCGGUCGCGACGGAUUCUUCUUCGCUGUCGGGGUACUCGGGUUCUGAUUCGGGGGAUUGGAGGGCUGCAUCGCGAUGUUCGACCAGUCAGGAGGUCCUUGCGCGACGUGCACUUCCUCCAAUCUCAAGCUGUGUCCCCCCUGCCAUCCCAUUGGAACAACGCCAGAACCCCCGGCGAUCCUCCUGCUCUGCCGGCCAGCGGCCUCCAACCCUGGUCCGACAGUGCGAGAGAAAAGUACAGUUUGUUGAUGGACUUGUUGAAGCUGCAACACAGAUGGUCGAGGUGAUCUGGCCAUUAUCAGUCCCUAGCAUCCGUCCCGAUGCAUUGACGGGGAGAUCCAUUCUACCCCUGCGCACAUUCAUUCAGGAGACUCUCCGAAGAUCGCGCACCAGCUUUUCCACGCUGCAGGUCGCACUUUACUACCUCGUGCUCAUCAAAUCCCAUGUUCCGAACCAUGAUUUUACGAUGGAACAGCCAUGUGACAUGCUGUCGAUUCGCGCUCUUCAGUGUGGUCGACGCAUGUUUCUGGCCGCGCUGAUCCUUGCAUCGAAAUACUUGCAAGAUCGCAAUUACUCCGCACGCGCCUGGAGCAAGAUCUCCGGCCUGAAGGUAUGCGAAAUCAACAUCAACGAGAUGGCAUUCCUGGAUGCGGUCAAAUGGAAGUUACACGUUCCACAAUCAACAUUCGACCAAUGGCAGGAUCUCAUCAUGCGAUAUACCCCUUCGCAACCUCCAAGCCCGGGCGUCCCCCCACUAGCGUCAUGCGCUCAGUUGAGCCAGUGGCGGGCCAUCAUUCCGUGCCUGACUCCAGAGCUCAAUACGGUGGAUCUU
This is a messenger RNA of Eremomyces bilateralis CBS 781.70, 957 nucleotides long. RefSeq lists its product as uncharacterized. The record is from RefSeq and is a predicted model, not a curated record. Gene Ontology annotation, cellular component: cyclin-dependent protein kinase holoenzyme complex; nucleus. Gene Ontology annotation, biological process: regulation of cyclin-dependent protein serine/threonine kinase activity. The annotation marks the transcript as partial. Gene Ontology annotation, molecular function: cyclin-dependent protein serine/threonine kinase regulator activity; protein kinase binding. NCBI's taxonomy places the organism in Eukaryota, Fungi, Ascomycota, Dothideomycetes, Eremomycetales, Eremomycetaceae. The transcript is spliced from 2 exons.